Adineta steineri is the source of this 1425-nucleotide messenger RNA. The record is from the annotation of a GenBank genome assembly. Lineage: Eukaryota; Metazoa; Rotifera; Eurotatoria; Adinetida; Adinetidae.
AUGAAUACACAUAAUAUUCCAGUUCAAGUAUCUAAUCCACCAAAUGAUCAGGUGCGCGUCUUUAAGGUUAUGACUGAGUCCGAACUAGCGGCGACAAAUGGUGUACGUCACAAUGGCGAUCGACGAGGAUCACAGCCCGUUGUUGAUAGAAGAGGAUCACUCCCCGUUAGCGAUAGGCGCGGAUCACUUCCCGUUAUCCAAUUUCCAUUUGCUACGGACGUUCAACGAUCGAAGCCUGCACGUAUUCCUGGCCGAAUCGUACAUACCAGAGGUGCUGGUGCUUUCGGUGUAUUCGAAGCAACUGAUGAUAUUUCAGACGUCUCUGAUGGAGCCGGUCCCGUCGAUACAUUGCGUGAGUCACGUGGCUUUGCAAUCAAAAUGUAUACUGAUGAAGGUAUAUGGGAUUUGGUUGGUAGUAGUUUACCGGUAUUUCCAAUAAAAGAUCCAGCUCUAUUUCCACCAUUUAGUCAAUCACUAAAUCGUAAUCCACAAACACGAUUGAAAGAUGCCAAUAUAUUUUGGAACUUUUUAACAAGCAAUCCUCAAACUAUACAUCACACAAUCCUGGUGAACUCAGAUCGUGAUGCGCCCGAAAGCUUUCGAUUCAUGGACUGUUAUGGUGCACAUACAUUCAAAAUGAUCAAUCAUAGAAAUGAAUUUGUGUGGGUUAAAUUCCAUCUUCGAUAUGAUCAAGAUAUUAAAACCUUCGAUCCUGAAGCAGCGAACGUACCAACAGUUGAACAAUUUAAUCAUGCUGCAGCUGAUUUAUUCAAUGCUAUUGCAACGAAGAAUUUUCCAAGUUGGACACUCUACAUUCAAAUAAUGACUGAAGAGCAAGCUAGACGUUGUCCAUUCAAUCCGUUUGACUUAACAAAAGUAUUCUCGCAAAAAGAAUAUCCUCUUCAUAAAGUUGGUAAAAUAACAUUGAACGAAAAUCCGAUCGAUUAUUUUUCUCAAAUCGAACAAGUGGCUUUCACUCCUGCUCAUAUGCCACCUGGUAUUGAAGCAUCACCUGAUAGAAUAUUUCAGAUGCGUAUAUCCUUUUAUAAUGAGCAACAACCUAAACGACUUGGUCCAAAUAAUCUGCUUCUUCCUAUUAAUAAUCCAGCAACGAAUCCGAUUUUCUUUGGAAUCCCUCAUCAGCCAAAUGCUUUCAUGCAAACACCUGCGACAAGUAGUUCUCUAGUGCGUCGUAGUAUUUCAAACGUUGCUUCGAAUAUUUUGCUCAAUGUAGAUGAUUUUACUCAAGCACGUGAUUUCUACAAGAAUGUAUUAGACAGUCAUGGUCGUAGUAUUUUAACCAAAAAUAUUGCUGAUAGUUUAGCACGAUGUACAGAUAGAAAUCUAGUUGGUCGAGCAUUGUUUAUGAUGUCUACAAUUGAUGAUACUUUUGCACGCAGAAUAGGAAAAAAACUUAAUUUCUAA